This is a messenger RNA of Sebastes umbrosus (honeycomb rockfish), 2457 nucleotides long. It is a transcript of the gene btr12, whose product is annotated as bloodthirsty-related gene family, member 12. Gene Ontology annotation, molecular function: zinc ion binding; protein binding. The record is from RefSeq and is a predicted model, not a curated record. NCBI's taxonomy places the organism in Eukaryota, Metazoa, Chordata, Actinopteri, Perciformes, Sebastidae. The coding region runs from base 95 to 1819 and encodes 574 amino acids. The transcript has 8 exons.
UCAAGUUUCAGGAAGAGUGCAGCACCUGUCGGUGUUUGCUUUAAAACAAGGCACACAAAGUGAAGGACUACACUGCUCCACGUCAGAGGAAAACAUGCAGAGCGUCAGCUCUCCAGGAGGCCGCGUCCUCUCUGAGGAUCAGUUCAGCUGCUCCAUCUGUCUGGAGGUGUUCGUGGAGCCCGUCUCUACACCCUGUGGCCACAGCUUCUGCAAGGCCUGCCUGCAGGGCUACUGGACCCACAGCAAGAAGUUCAUCUGCCCCAUGUGCAAGAAGAACUACUCCAGAAAGCCCGAGAUGAGCGUCAACAGGGUCCUGGCUGAAAUCUCCUCCCAGUUCCAGGGGCUGAUGCUACCCGGUGGAGCCGGAGGGGCAGUGGGAGCUGUGGGGGCCACGCGGGGAUCCACGAUGAAUCUGAGCUCAGAUGUGCGCCACGGGGGCUCGCCGACACCCGACACCGGGGAGUUUGCGAGGCCCGGGGAGGUCCCCUGUGAUGCCUGCAUCGGAAGGAAGGUCAAGGCGCUCAAGUCUUGUGUGAACUGUCCUGGAUCAUACUGCGAGGUCCACCUCAGACAUCAUAAAAAGGUGAAGUCUCUGACGUCUCACCGUCUGAUCGAGCCUACUUUCCACCUGGAGGAGAAGAUCUGUAAGAAACACGAGCGUCUGCUGGAGGUCUACUGCCGCUCGGACCACACCUGCAUCUGCACGGCCUGCGCCGAUGCCUCGCACAAGUCCCACGACAUCGUCUCCACCGACCACGAGUGGAAGAAGAAGAUGAGUAAUCUGGGUAAGAAGAGGUCGGAGCUCAAACAUUUGAUCAAGGAGAGAGCCAAGAAACUGGACGAGAUCAAACAAUCCAUCAAGGUCAUCAAGGCCAGCUCUCAGAAGGAGCUGGAGGAAAGCUGGCAGGUGUACGCAGAGCUGCAGCGCAUGGUGGAGCAGAGUCAGGCGGAGCUGGUGGAGCUGAUCGCCAUGAGGCAACGCGAAGCCGAACGUCACGCUCAGGAGCUGGCCCGAGGUCUGGAGAACGAACUCAGCCAGCUGAGGAGGAGGAGCAACGAGCUGGAGGCCUACGCACAGACGCAGGACAAAGUGAUCUUCCUGCAGAACCUGUCGACGCUGUCGUCCCCACCCGAGCCCACCGAUUGGUCGGCGGUCAGCAUCAACACUGACCUCUACCUGGGAACCAUCAGCUCCUCCGUCAGCGGCCUCAUGGACAAGUUCCAGGAGGAGCUCAAGAGGCUGUACGGGAAAGAGCUCCGGAAGGUACAGAACUAUUCAAGUGAGGUGAUUUUGGACCCUGCCACGGCCCAGAGGCACCUGGUCGUGUCCGACGACGGUCGCCAGGUGAGAUAUGAAGAGCGUAAGACCGCCCACUCUGAGAGUGUUAAACGCUUCAGCCCCGCCCUCUUCGUCAUGGGCCGAGAAGGCCUCAGCUCCGGGCGACACUACUGGGAGGUGGACGUGGCGCGCAAGACGGCUUGGACGCUCGGCAUGGCCAGCGCCUCGGCCCGCCGCAAGGGUGAGAUCAAGCUGAGUCCCGAGGGGGGGUACUGGUGCCUGUGGUUGAAGAGCGCCGAGGUGAAGGCUUUGGCGUCGUCCCGCCUGCCUCUAACGCUGCCGUCCCAGCCGAGUAAAGUGGGAAUCUACCUGGAUUAUGAAGGAGGCCAGAUCUCGUUCUAUGACGUGAAAGCACGCCUACAUCUCUACACCUUUGUCGAUAACUUUAACGAUAGUCUGUACCCGAUCUUCAGCCCCUGUCUCCACCAGGAUGGGAAGAACUCAUCUCCUCUCGUUAUAACCCCCGUUAAACACGCCUGAGACUGACAGACGAUCAAAAGUCAGUCAGCAUUACGUUUAACUUUUUUGACAUCUUUAGGUCAAAAAAAGUUUGGUGCAAAGUGCAGAUACUUUUAAAAAUUUUGAACAGAUGAAUUUGUCAUUUUAUUUGGUCUUAAAAUAGGAAAUUGUUCUUCUCAAUGAGACAACUUUAUGACAGUUUUAUUAGUUUGCAAAGGCACUUUACCUCAAAUAACUUUCAAUAUUAUGAAAUAAAAACAAAGCAAGUUAUAUUGCAUAUCACAACUACCCACUAAAAUGGAUGGAUUACUGAACGAGCCCAUCGGGCACAGGCCCAGGGGGCCCCCUGGCUUUCACCUACAAAAUAUCAUUAAAAAAUACACGUACCAACCAGGAAGAGACUCAAAAACACUACAAACAGACACAAAACAACUACAAAGAGAUGCAAAACAGCUGCAGAGACUCACAUUGACUAAUAAAAGGGGCAAAACAAUCACAAAGGGACUCAAAAUAAUCACAAAAAGACGCUUAACAACUACAAGGAGAUUCAAAUCGACCAAAGAGACACAAAAUAACCACAUAGAGACGCUAAACAACUACAAAGAGAUGCUAAACAACUACAAAGAGACCCAAACAACCACAAAGAGACUCUAAACAAC